AUGUCUAGCGUUCUCUUAGCAAUAUUGGACCCCAUUGAUUCUUUACUUCUUGCACCAGGCACCCUUAGCCAACCCAACAAGAGAUGGCACUCCGCUUUUGUGACCAUAUAUUCGGACUCUAAUUUCAAAAUUGAUCAAACAAGUCUCACUAAGCUCGUGAAAGACAAAAAUGUCGAAAACCUCGAAAACAUUGGAGGAGUUCUAAGAGUAGCAUCUACUCUUGAAACCAAUGUUGAAUUCGGGAUUCCUGCUGAUCUUGUAGACAUUGCUCACCGUCACGAGGCUUUUGGCCAAAACACCUAUGAAAGACCUCCUACAAAGAGCUUCUUCAAUUUCAUAGUGGAAGCCUUCAAGGAUCUUACCAUUUUCAUCCUUUUAGGAUGUGCUGCAUUAUCUCUUGCAUUUGGCAUAAAAGAGCAUGGAAUAAAAGAAGGAUGGUACGAUGGCGGAAGCAUAUUUGUUGCUAUAUUUCUUGUCAUUGUUGUUUCUUCCACAAGUAACUUUAGGCAAAAUAGACAAUUUGACAAGUUAUCCAAAGUCAGCAACAACAUCCAAGUUGAUGUUGUGAGAGCUGGGAGACGUCAACAGAUAUCGGUAUUUGAAAUUGUUGUUGGAGAUGUCGUUUGCUUAAAGAUUGGAGAUCAAGUACCGGCAGAUGGGCUAUUCUUAGACGGGCACUCAUUGCAAGUGGACGAAUCGAGCAUGACAGGGGAGAGUGAACCCGGAGAAGUAAAUUGCAGUCAUCCAUUUUUUAUUUCCGGUACAAAGGUUGUGGAUGGAUAUGCUCGAAUGCUUGUCACUUCGGUUGGCAUGAACACAACAUGGGGCGAGAUGAUGAGCUCAAUCAACCGAGACACCAACGAACAGACACCUUUACAAGCUCGCCUCAACAAGCUAACUUCAUCAAUAGGCAAGGUUGGUUUGGCAGUUGCAUUUCUAGUUCUCGUAGUCUUGUUGGUUCGCUACUUCACAGGAAAUACAGAAGAUGAGAAAGGCAAUAGGGAGUUCAAUGGCAGCAAGACCAAGGUCGAUGACAUAGUGAAUGCUGUAGUAAAGAUAGUAGCUGCUGCAAUUACUAUAGUUGUGGUUGCAAUUCCAGAAGGAUUGCCCCUCGCUGUCACGCUUACACUUGCUUAUUCCAUGAAGAGAAUGAUGGCGGAUCAGGCAAUGGUUCGGAAGCUUUCUGCCUGUGAGACCAUGGGUUCUGCCACCACCAUUUGUACUGACAAAACAGGCACUCUCACACUAAACCAAAUGAAGGUGACAAAGUUUUGGCUUGGGAAAGAAUCUUUUUUGGCAAAUGCUUACUCGUCAAUUGCUCCAUAUAUUCUUGAAUUGUUCCACGAAGGAGUUGCUUUGAACACAACUGGUAGUGUUUUCAGGCCUAAUUCAGGAUCUGUAAUCGAGUUCUCAGGCAGUCCCACUGAAAAGGCAAUUCUUUCAUGGGCUGUUCUGGAGCUAAACAUGGAAAUGAAGCAAUUGAAGCAAAGUCGAACAAUUAUUUUCAUCGAAGCAUUCAAUUCCAAGAAGAAAAGAAGCGGGGUCCUGAUGAGGAGAAUGGUAGACAACACAACCCAUGUACACUGGAAAGGAGCUGCAGAGAUGAUACUGAAGAUGUGUUCAAGCUAUUAUGAUGCUUCUGGAAUUAUUAAAUAUCUAGAUGACGGUGAGAAGAUGAAAUUUGAGAAAAUUAUUGAAGGUAUGGCAGCGAGCAGCCUCCGAUGCAUUGCUUUUGCGCAUAAAGAAGUUUCAGAAGAAUCUAAUGGAGAUGAUGAAGAAUGUAAAAAGCUAGAAGAAGAUGGUUUGACCCUUUUAGGAUUGGUGGGAAUUAAGGACCCAUGCCGUCCAGGGGUGAAGAAAGCUGUGGAAGAUUGCCAAUAUGCUGGUGUCAACAUCAAAAUGAUCACUGGAGACAAUAUUUUCACGGCUAAAGCUAUAGCCACUGAAUGUGGGAUACUAAUGCCUGGUCAGGACAUUCUCGGCGGAGCAGUAGUAGAAGGCGAGGAAUUUAGAAACUACACACCAGAGGAGAGACUGGAAAAGGUUGAUAAAAUUUGUGUGAUGGCAAGAUCCUCUCCCUUUGACAAACUUCUGAUGGUAGAAUGCUUGAAACAGAAAGGGCAUGUGGUUGCAGUUACAGGGGAUGGCACAAAUGAUGCACCGGCGUUAAAAGAAGCCGAUAUAGGACUUUCAAUGGGGAUUCAAGGAACCGAGGUAGCCAAGGAAAGCUCAGACAUCGUCAUUUUGGAUGACAAUUUUGCUUCCGUGGCCACAGUUGUCAUGUGGGGAAGGUGUGUCUAUAACAACAUUCAGAAGUUCAUCCAAUUCCAACUCACCGUAAAUGUUGCUGCUCUGGUGAUCAACUUUGUGGCAGCAGUUUCAGCUGGUGAGGUCCCGUUAACAACAGUGCAAUUAUUGUGGGUGAACUUGAUUAUGGACACUUUGGGUGCUCUGGCUCUUGCAACUGAGAAGCCAACCAAGGAGCUGAUGGAAAGACCGCCUGUCGGUUGGACUGAGCCACUUAUUACCAACAUUAUGUGGAGGAACCUCUUAGCCCAAGCUUUAUAUCAGAUAGCCAUCCUCUUGACCUUACAAUUUAAAGGUCAGUCCAUCUUUGAUGUGACUGAGAAGGUAAAAGACACUCUGAUCUUUAACACUUUUGUUCUUUGCCAAGUCUUCAACGAAUUCAACGCAAGGAAGCUCGAGAAGAAGAACGUCUUCAAGGGAAUACACAGGAAUAGGUUGUUUUUGGGGAUCAUUGCGAUAACAAUAGUUCUCCAGGUAGUCAUGGUAGAGUUUUUGAAGAAGUUUGCAGAUACAGAAAGGUUGAAUUGGGUGCAAUGGUGUUCAUGCAUUGGACUUGCAGCAGUAGCUUGGCCAAUCGGUUGGAUUGUCAAGUGGAUACCUGUUCCACAGAGACCAAUUUUCAGCUACCUAAAGAUGAAAAAGAUAUAAAAUGCUGCCACUCAAAUGCGCAUCUGGUCUCUUUUUAUACUAGUUUAGUUCUCCCAUUCUAUACCAAAUAUG
Juglans regia (Persian walnut) is the source of this 3027-nucleotide messenger RNA. Its product is annotated as putative calcium-transporting ATPase 13, plasma membrane-type. Bases 1 to 2955 code for a protein of 984 amino acids. NCBI's taxonomy places the organism in Eukaryota, Viridiplantae, Streptophyta, Magnoliopsida, Fagales, Juglandaceae. Gene Ontology annotation, biological process: calcium ion transmembrane transport. Gene Ontology annotation, molecular function: ATP hydrolysis activity; ATP binding; P-type calcium transporter activity. The transcript is spliced from 2 exons. Gene Ontology annotation, cellular component: intracellular membrane-bounded organelle; membrane. The record is from RefSeq and is a predicted model, not a curated record.